CGCAGGCUUAGGCUCCCAAGCGCGCCAUGGCGCUCCUGUGGCUCUUGUGGGUAUGGCUGCUGGCCUUGGGGACUCGAGGCGCUCACGUCCUCGACCUCUCCGGGGAGCUGCCUGACGCCCUGGCCCAGAUCUUCGACAGCCAGCAGGACUGCGACCUGUUCUUCCUGGUGCGGGGCCAGGAGGAGCUCCACCUCUGCGCCCACCGGCUCAUCCUGGCCGCCAACCCCGAGGCCCGGGCCCUGGCGGGGGAGCCCGGCAGGAACGUCACCAUGAGCGUGGACUCGGAGUGCGCGCCCUUCCUGAGGGACUUCAUCAGGUACUUGUACUCCCGGAGGAUUGAGGUCACGCUGUCGUCGGUGAAAUGCCUCCACAAGCUGGCCUCCGCCUUCGGGGCCGAGGCGCUGCAGGCCUACUGCGGACGCCUCUUCGCCGCCCUCCUCCCCGAGGACCCCUCCUUCCACCAGGCCCUGGACCUGUACGCGUACGCGCGGGCCUCCCGGGACCCCGUGCUGGAGCAGCUGUGCGUGCGCUUCCUGGCCUGGAACCUGGAGGCCCUGACGCGGGCUGAGGCCUGGCCCCGGGUCCCCCGCCCCCUGCUGGAGGCCCUGCUCCCCGAGAGCGACGUGGCCGUGUCCAGCGAGCUGGCGCUGCUGCAGGCCGUGGCCGCGUGGAGCGGGGAGCGGGGCCUGUCUCCCCGGGAGGCGGCCGGCCUGGUGGAGCACAUCCGGUUCCCCAUGAUGGCGCCCGAGGAGCUGUUCCAGCUGCAGUUCACGCUGCCCCUGUACCGGCGCCUCGAGGCGCUGUUCCGGAGGAAGAUCCUGCAGGCGCUGGAGUUCCACACGGUGCCCCUGCCGCUGCUGGCCCGGCACGCCGGCCUCAACCUCACCCGCCCCGCCUACCGGCCCCGCGUCUACACCGCGGCCAACUGGAGCGCCGCCAUCAGCAACGGCUCCCUGGCGGCCCCGCGGGAGCGGAGGUUCCCCUCCAGCAACGAGAUCGGCUACGGCUACUACGGGAGCCACGGCUACCGGAGCGGACGCUAUGGCUACCCGAACCCCUCCUACCAGACCUUCCAGACGCCCCUGCACCCCAGCUUCCUGUUCCGGGACCGGCUGGUCUCCUGGACGCUCGUCUACCUGGAACGGAUGCAGGACUGCUGGAACUACGGUUUCUCCUGCUCGCCGGAGGAGCUCCCGGCGCUGGGCCUCACCCGCGGGGGCGCCUCGGACCCCACGGUGGGCUACGAGAACAAGGCGCUCAUGCUGUGCGAGGGGGGGCUCGUGGUGGACGUGGUGGACUUCCAGGGCGCCAAGGCCCCCAUCCCCGGCGCCCUGGACGCCAACGGUUCCAAGCCAGCCUCCUCCUUCCCCUGCGCCGCGGGCACGUUCGGCGGCUACCAGGCCGUCGUCCGCCCCUUCUACCUGCUCAACUCCACCCUCCUGGAGUAGAGGGG
Messenger RNA from Perognathus longimembris pacificus (Pacific pocket mouse), 1453 nucleotides. RefSeq names its product galectin 3 binding protein (gene Lgals3bp). NCBI's taxonomy places the organism in Eukaryota, Metazoa, Chordata, Mammalia, Rodentia, Heteromyidae. Gene Ontology annotation, cellular component: extracellular matrix. The record is from RefSeq and is a predicted model, not a curated record. Gene Ontology annotation, molecular function: protein binding.